Molecule: messenger RNA, 1575 nt
Organism: Colletotrichum phormii
Lineage: Eukaryota; Fungi; Ascomycota; Sordariomycetes; Glomerellales; Glomerellaceae
Product: cytochrome P450
Exons: 1
Coding region: 1-1575 (524 amino acids)
Molecular function (GO): heme binding; iron ion binding; monooxygenase activity
Source: RefSeq, a predicted model, not a curated record
AUGGAAGCCAGUUUAUCUCAUCGGCGCAGUUUUGUGUCUCACUCACUUGUCUGUCUCACUCGCUUAUCAUUCACGUUAGUCGAGUACUUCCGAGACCCCAAGAGGCUGCGUCGAUUCCCGGCCUUCAAGCCAUUGGCUGGCGUGACCAACCUGGUUUUCAUGCGCGAAGCUGCACUCGGCUUCCGAUCCAAGACCCUCUACGAGAAACACAAGCAACAUCCCGUGCUUCGAACUGGGCCCAACUCACUUUCGUACGGCACAGUUGAUGCUAUCAAGGACAUCUACGGGCACGGAACGAAGUGCCCCAAGGGUGAAUUCUACGAAACCUUAGCAGGAACCCACUUCCACCUGGCCGAUGUCGUCGAUAAGGCCGAUCACGCUAGAAAGCGUAAGGUUCUGUCGGCGGCGUAUGCGUUGAAGAACCUCAAGAACUGGGAACACAAAGUCGCUGAUAAGGCCGAACGCUUUAUUGUCGGUUGCGACAAGGCCUGCACUCAGCCCCUGAAGGAGGUUCUCCGUCCAGACCCGGCUGACAUUGCUUUCGAUUACAGAGCGUGGGCUAACUAUUUCAGUCUCGAUGCCAUUGCCGACAUCGGUCUAUCUGAGAAACUUGGAUUCCUAGACCAGGGUCACGAUCUUGUGCGCGCCGAGCGCAUGGAUGGAUCCAUUCACGAGGUGAACUACAGAGCCUGUCUGCAUUCGACCGCCAUCGCCCAAUCGAUCACCGUUUGGGCGGGUGAUUGGUAUAAGUUCAACCAGCGGCUAACGUCUUUGAUCUCGCCAACCUUUCGUCGAUGGUGGAACCUGAACAAGGGAUGGGAUGGUAUCGUCUAUCACCGUGCAACCCAGCGACUCAAACGCUACCAGGCCGGGAAGAAGCUGGAAGAUUUCUUCCAGGCUUUGAUGGAAGACAAGAACGGGACUCCCAAUGGGCUUGACUGGGGCGAAAUUGUCGCGGAGGUGUCCAUCAUGAUGAAUGCCGGCUCAGACACGACGGCUAUUGCCAUGAACAACGUCAUGUACUGGUUGCUGAAGAAUCCUCGGUGCAUGGAAAAGUUGCGCGAGGAAAUCGAUGCUGUUAUGGAGCCCGAGGAAGUAGUGGCACCGCACGAUAAGAUCAAGCACUUGCCGUACCUGCGAGCGUGUUUUGACGAGUCACUCCGGAUCGUGCCGCCAACGACAUUUGGUCUUCCGCGAAGAACUCCCCCUGAGGGAGCCUGCGUCCUCGGAGACUUCAUUCCUGGUGGUAGGACGGUUUCCAUUUCGGCGUACAUCGUCCACAGGGAUCCCAAGAUCUUUCCGGAGCCCGAGUCAUACGUCCCGGAGCGCUGGCUCGGUGACAAGGGCAAAGAACUGCAACCAUACUUUGUCAGCUUCAGCGCCGGUGCGCGAGGAUGCAUCGGACGGAACAUCAGUUACCUUGAGCAAACGGUUCUGUUGGCGAGUGUCUUGCACAGAUACAACUUUGCCUUGCCCUUCCCAGAGUGGGAACCGGAGAGACGGGAGGCUAUGAACCUCAUGCCGAGCCCGAUGCCUUUGAAGGUUUGGCGCAGGGAGUUAAAGCAAGAAGAAUGA